Caenorhabditis elegans is the source of this 1012-nucleotide messenger RNA. It is a transcript of the gene ppt-1, whose product is annotated as Palmitoyl-protein thioesterase 1. Lineage: Eukaryota; Metazoa; Nematoda; Chromadorea; Rhabditida; Rhabditidae. Gene Ontology annotation, molecular function: palmitoyl-(protein) hydrolase activity; palmitoyl hydrolase activity. The coding region runs from base 40 to 936 and encodes 298 amino acids. The record is from RefSeq and is marked reviewed. The transcript is spliced from 6 exons.
UUUGACCCCACUCUAAUCAUUUCUUCGUUUUCUUGAAGAAUGAGAUAUUUUCCCCUUCUACUUUGCCUACUGGCCAUAACUACAGCAGAAUUCCGGAAUGCUACAAAGCAGGUUCCAGUGGUCAUGUGGCAUGGAAUGGGUGACUGUUGUUGCAAUCCGUUGUCUAUGGGAUCUGUGAAAAAACUAUUCGAGGAGCAAAUUCCUGGAGUUUACGUUCACAGUCUUCAAUUGGGAUCUAGUAUUACAAAAGACAUUGAGCAUGGAUUUUAUGCAAAUACCAAUGAACUUGUCUAUAUGGCAUGUAUCAAAAUUAAGAACGAUCCUGAACUAAAGAAUGGAUAUAAUGCGAUCGGAUUCUCACAAGGAGCACAGUUUUUGAGAGCGGUUGCCCAAAGAUGCCCAAAUCCACCAAUGAAGAAUUUGGUGUCAGUCGGUGGUCAACAUCAAGGAGUUUUUGGAGCCCCGUACUGCAUUGGUGACAAUAUUAUGUGCAAUGGCGUGAGACGUCUCAUUGACUUGGGAGCUUAUCUUCCAUUUGUACAAAAACGAGUUGUUCAAGCCCAGUACUGGCACGACCCAAAUCAAGUCGAAGAGUAUAAAAAACGUUCUAUUUUCUUGGCUGAUAUCAAUAACGAAAACAAUAACAACCCGACUUACAAACGCAACUUAUUGAGUCUCAAAAACCUGGUUCUGGUGAAAUUCAAUCAAGAUCAUAUGGUUGUACCAAAGGAUUCAUCUUGGUUCGGGUUCUACAAAGACGGUGAUAUUGACACAAUUCUCCCAAUGAACGAAACCGACCUGUACAAAGAGGAUCGUAUUGGAUUGAAGAAGCUUCAUGAGAGUGGACGAAUCCAUUUUAUGGACGUGGAUGGAGAUCACUUGCAAAUUCCAAGAAGUGUGCUUGUCAACGAUAUUAUCAAAAAAUAUUUUAUGUGAACUUGUUUGAUUUUCAAAAAGAAACAACUCGUAUUGUAAAACUCGUACGUAAAAAUGAAUUAUGAAAUUAUCAUGA